Microdochium trichocladiopsis is the source of this 495-nucleotide messenger RNA. RefSeq lists its product as uncharacterized. The record is from RefSeq and is a predicted model, not a curated record. Lineage: Eukaryota; Fungi; Ascomycota; Sordariomycetes; Xylariales; Microdochiaceae. The transcript is spliced from 3 exons. The annotation marks the transcript as partial.
CAUUGGCUAUCGGAAAGGAGCUGUGAUGGUACCAUUGUCACCAGUGGAUUGGUAUCGAGUGUGAGUACGGUCCUGCUCGAUGUCCUGUUGCCAUGGACGGGUAUAAAGAGCCUCCCCAUUCGCGCCGUCUAGUCGCACUGGGUCGCAACAUGUGGCAUGUUAAUGUACCUUCUUCUCCUCCUUCCGAAACAGCUCCUCACAUCACUUGCCUUACGGCUGCGGCACAACAUCAGCAUGACACAGCCUAAUGAUGAGAUUUGUAUCACCAUCGAGGUCAAUGAGAAAAUUGAAUCACUAGGUUGCUUGGAUACCUCUAAAACAGUCAUUCAGAAGGUCAUUGCUACUCGGUGGUUCUCUGCCUCUCAGAACGAAGCCGACACGUCAAGGCUCAACAUCGCCCCAGUUUGGGUUGCCACGACUUGUGCAAGACACAAUACAGAACCUCAAGAACGAUGCACCCAGCCCGGCUCCAAAUGCAAACUGUUGGAGCAUGAU